AUGGGUUCGUCUGCGAUCGGCACGAUGGGGACCGUGGUCGUUGGCGUCACGCUGUUAGCUUUCGUCACCGUCGCUCACGCUGCUCUAGGUAAGUACAUCCGUACAUUUUAUCCUCUAGAAUAUAACGAGAUGUUUUAGAACCACCUGUAAACAUGUAAUUCCAGUUACGCUGUUCUUUGCAACGUUUUCAAAGGAAUCGCAUUCACGUUUCAGCUAGGACAGCGUUCGAGAAGCUGACAGACUACGAUUACCGCGGAACGACGUACUACAGUGUAAGGAACCUGUCUUUAUACGAGUGUCAGGGUUGGUGCCGCGAAGAGGCCGAGUGUCAGGCGGCGGCGUUCUCGUUCGUCGUAAAUCCUUUGGCGCCGAUGCAAGACACCCUGUGCCAGCUGCAGAACGAGACAGCGGCAACGAAUCCAGCGGCACAGCCGCAGAGAGCCGCGAACAUGUACUACAUGACGAAGCUGCAGAUCAGAUCAGAAGCUACCAAACUUCUAGACCUGUAGACAAAAGCCGCAUUCUCUAUGAAACGCAGGCAGUCGGAUUUUCACUGAAGGACAGAAAGAAAUACGAUUUGCCAAAGAGGGUAGUCCGGAUGGCAGUAAACAAUGAAAAGUCUACUGGUAUUUUUCAGGCGAUGUGAAAAAUGCUUUAAGUACGGUCGCUGCUGUAAACAGGUUAGAACCUUCGUCGAAGGUGUCGAAAACAUCCUAA
Molecule: messenger RNA, 717 nt
Organism: Heterotrigona itama
Lineage: Eukaryota; Metazoa; Arthropoda; Insecta; Hymenoptera; Apidae
Source: the annotation of a GenBank genome assembly